Messenger RNA from Centruroides sculpturatus (bark scorpion), 588 nucleotides. RefSeq names its product cytochrome P450 4C1-like. Bases 1 to 588 code for a protein of 195 amino acids. NCBI's taxonomy places the organism in Eukaryota, Metazoa, Arthropoda, Arachnida, Scorpiones, Buthidae. The record is from RefSeq and is a predicted model, not a curated record. Gene Ontology annotation, molecular function: heme binding; oxidoreductase activity, acting on paired donors, with incorporation or reduction of molecular oxygen; iron ion binding. The transcript has 4 exons.
AUGGACAAUUCCAAAAUCUCGGUGCUCCUGGGAACGGCGAAAGUUCGUGAUCUUGGUCGCAGUUCGGACGGACGAGAAAGAUAUCUGGACGAAGUAGAAGUUCGUUGCGGCGUCCUCGGUGAUCGGCGGAUGCACAGCACAAAUUUAAUCACCACUGAGUCGAUGAGAAUCUAUCCUCCUGCUCCUUUUAUUGCAAGAAAAAAUCCUUCGGAAAUGAAAAUAGGUAAUUACGUGUUGCCUGCAAAUUCGACUCUUGUCAUCAGUAUCUAUGCCAUCCAUCAUAAUCCUUCCGUUUACGAAAAUCCCGAAGUGUUCGAUCCAGACCGUUUCCUACCCGAAAACUAUAAAAAUCUUCAUCCUUAUGCAUUUCUGGCAUUUUCCGCCGGUCCACGAAAUUGUCUCGGAAAUAAACUCGCCAUGAUUAAAAUGAAAAUGGUUUUGGCAAAUGUUCUUCGUAAUUUUAAAGUUUACUCUUUGGAUCCUCAGGAUAAAAUUAUUACUUCAUGGGAUGUUAUGUUGACCCCAAUAUCAGGUAUAAGAAUGUGUGUAGAAAAAAAGAUGUAUGUUGUAAGAUAUAAAAUAACCUGA